CUUUCUUCCUGCUCUUUAACCUUUAUACUUAAGGGUUGAUAGCUGCGGGGACAACCCGGGGCCCGGUGUAUGGCCACGGAGUUACAGCGUCCGGACUCCAUGCCCUGCCACAACCGGCAAGUAAACUCUACUUCUACCCCAAGUCCCGAGCGUCUGCAAGCAGACGACCCGAUCCUGGACCAUGCAGAAGAAAAUAAUGCUGCUAUGGCUAAGUUGACUCUCCUCCCCGGGCACGCCCAUUCUAGCGUGCUCUCGGAGCGGGACCCUCAGGCCUGUUGUGGUACUAAUCUUCACUCUGAGAACCACAGUGAUAGUAGUGACAGUGGCGACUACGACGCACCUGUUGGCGACUCUCUGCUAGGGGAAUGUGAACUCUCCCGACAGAUCGGGGCACAGCUUAAGCUGCUGCCUAUGAAUGAUCAGAUCCGGGAGCUGCAGACUAUCAUCCAGGACAAGACAGCCAGUAGAGGGGAUUUCAUGUUUUCUGCGGAUCGUUUGAUCAGACUUGUUGUAGAAGAGGGACUGAAUCAGCUGCCAUAUAAAGAAUGCAUGGUGACCACGCCAACAGGGCACAAGUAUGAAGGAGUGAAAUUUGAGAAAGGAAAUUGUGGGGUCAGCAUAAUGAGAAGCGGUGAGGCAAUGGAACAAGGUUUACGAGACUGCUGUCGAUCCAUACGAAUUGGGAAGAUCCUGAUUCAGAGCGAUGAGGAGACACAAAGGGCCAAGGUGUAUUAUGCCAAGUUUCCCCCAGACAUCUGUCGCAGAAAAGUCCUUCUGAUGUAUCCAAUUCUCAGCACUGGAAAUACUGUAAUUGAAGCUGUAAAGGUUCUUAUAGAACAUGGAGUUCAACCCAGUGUUAUUAUCCUACUCAGUCUCUUCUCCACUCCCCAUGGUGCCAAAUCAAUCAUUCAAGAAUUUCCAGAGAUCACAAUUCUAACUACUGAAGUUCAUCCUGUUGCACCUACACAUUUUGGACAGAAAUACUUUGGAACAGACUAAGUUACUAACUUAGUAACUUAGAAACACUUUGCAUAAUAUUAUGGUUAUAAAUAGAUUUCAUAUUUGAUUUUACUAAUUUGAUUGAGAAAUAAUGGAGAAAAUAAUUAGGAAUGCCUUUUAUCAUUGGAAGUAGGUGUAGCAACAAGAAAUAUUGGAAGUUUAUUUGUUUGAUUUGGUCAUUUCUUCACAUGUGGUACCAAAUUAGAUAGUGAAGCACACCCACUGCGCUUAGAAAGAUGGAAAUUAUAAUUGUCUGCUUAUGGAAAUCACUGAACCCUCACCCAUUGCAUGAAAACUGUUGAACUUGUGACC
This is a messenger RNA of Phodopus roborovskii (desert hamster), 1311 nucleotides long. It is a transcript of the gene Uprt, whose product is annotated as uracil phosphoribosyltransferase homolog. The record is from RefSeq and is a predicted model, not a curated record. NCBI's taxonomy places the organism in Eukaryota, Metazoa, Chordata, Mammalia, Rodentia, Cricetidae. The transcript is spliced from 7 exons. Bases 70 to 999 code for a protein of 309 amino acids.